This is a messenger RNA of Ictalurus punctatus (channel catfish), 2428 nucleotides long. Its product is annotated as adenylate kinase 7. The record is from RefSeq and is a predicted model, not a curated record. Bases 70 to 2208 code for a protein of 712 amino acids. Gene Ontology annotation, molecular function: AMP kinase activity; ATP binding. Lineage: Eukaryota; Metazoa; Chordata; Actinopteri; Siluriformes; Ictaluridae. Gene Ontology annotation, cellular component: cytoplasm. The transcript is spliced from 18 exons. Gene Ontology annotation, biological process: nucleobase-containing compound metabolic process.
CGGAGUUCGGAGAAUCGAUUCUUCAUGAGUCGACUCGCUGUAGUUGCGCAGCGACGGAUCUAACAAAAUAUGGCUGCCGAAACAGAGAAACAUCCACCCAAACGCGUUUUUAUCAACAGUUUGGAUAAAUACACCUCAAAAUAUAUAGGAAAGUUUUUAGCCUCGUGUGUUGUCGGAGCGACCCAUGUUUCUGAACAAGUCCAAGAUGAACCGGCAAACGAGUCAAGUUCCCGAGAAGGCGUUUAUCAAAUCGUUGGAACCGUUUCGGGGAAAAACGAGAAGAAGUCCAGUUUUGCAGUAGAAGAAUACACUAACUUAACACGUGAAGAGCUCUUCCGUCACCUGAUGGAGUCGGACGUCGUCGUUUAUAACGUUUACAACGAGCGUACCGAUCAGAUCGAAGAAGCCUCUUGGGCGGUCUCGGCUCUUCACAAGGACAUCGAUGCGUUUCCUGGACCAAAGACGUUCAUCUUGAUCUCCUCGGUCAUGACGUGGGCGCAGACUAAGACACUGGAUCCGGACGAUCCGGAGAUUCAUCUUACAGAAUGGGACUACAGGAGACGCAAACCGCACGGCAACUUUAAAGAUCACAUCGCUGUGGAGAAGCUUGUGGUUAAACUGGGAAAAUCUAACCAGUCGCAGUUCUCGACUUACGUGGUUGCAUCUGGACUGCAGUACGGAAUGGGCGAGCAAGCCUUCCAUUUCUUUUUCAAGACAGCGUGGUUGGGAGAGGAACGGGAAGUGCCGGUCUUCGGAGACGGGUCCAACAUCGUUCCUGCUAUUCACAUCAGUGAUCUGGCACGGAUUGUGCAGAACGUAAUCGACCGUAAGCCGAAGCCGCGGUACUUUCUCGCAGUGGACGAAUCACAGAACACCAUUGCUGACAUCAUCAGAGCAAUAGCAGUAGCGCUCGGGCCAGGAAAAACCCGAAACGUUCCGAAAGAGGACGUAUUUCUCACAGAGGAAUUGACGCAAGCAGAAAUUGACCAUUUGUUCGUCAACCUUCAAAUGGAAGCCAUUUUCCUCGCAGACAAUUUCACUAUCAACUGGGUUUCAAAGAAAGGCAUUGUGGAGAACAUCGACCACGUCGUGGAGGAAUACAAGCUCACCCGAGGCCUGCUGCCCGUUCGCAUCUGUCUCUUGGGACCUCCUGCGGUCGGGAAAAGCACCGUCGCUGAAAAGAUAUGCAAGCACUAUAAACUGCAGCAUGUAAAACUCAAAGAGACCAUCGCGGAGACUCUCGCUAACCUGGAGUCACGUGUCCACGUGGACGAGGCAGAAAACAAAGCGGAGGAUGAAUCGUGCGGAACCCGGGAGCUUUCUGAGACCCUGACAAGCAACCUGGAAAGAAACGGAGGUCGGUUGGAUGAGCAGUACGUUCUCCAAAUCGUGAAGGACAAGCUGAAGACUAAAGCGUGCAGAAAUCAAGGCUUCGUCCUGGACGGCUUUCCGAAGUCAUAUGAUCAAGCCAAGGAGCUGUUUUGUGCCGAGGAUGAUCAAGCCAGAGAUGUGCGGUCAACCGUCCCUCCAUACGACAAGGAAAUCGUCCCAGAGUUUGUGUUCUCUCUGGACGCCACCGAUGAGGUCCUGGAGGAACGUGUGUUGAAUCUGCCUGAGAGCGUGGCGCAGGGGACGUCACACUCCGUGGAGAAGUACUUCCCGCGUCUGGCCGCGUUCAGGACAAACAAUUCAGGGGAUGAAACCGUGCUGAAAUACUUUGAUGAGCUGGAGAUUCACCCCGAGCGUAUAGAGAUGAACAACGAUGACCUGGAGAAUGUCUUGGUGACGGAGAAGGUGAUGGAGAGCGUGGGGAAGGCCAGGAAUUACGGCCCCACCACCAAGGAUUUGGAGGAAGAGUUGAGGCAGGUAGAGAUCAGAUUGAGGGAGAAGGAGGAGGCACGCCAGGCUGAAGCCACGCGCAGAAAGGAAGAAGAGGAGCAGCGGGCACAGCAGCAGGAGGAAUGGAUCCGCUGUCUGGAGGACGAGAGGCGACAGGAAGAGGCGCUGUUGAUGGCAGAAUCCGCUCCUCUCAGGCACUAUUUGAUGACCAGCGUGUUGCCCACUGUGAUUCGAGGCUGCCUCGAGAUCUGCGAGGUCCGACCAGACGAUCCGAUCGACUUCCUGCAUUACAGUUUCCCUUCACUGGAACUAAGAGGCCCAGACCUGUACCAACAUAACAAUACAUUGUGCUCAAGGCGAGGUCCAUGAAGACAUGGUUUUCCAAAAGUUGGUGUGGAAGAACUCGAGUGUCCUGCACAGAGACCUGACCUCUGUGAACUGGAACGCCGACUACACCCCUGACCCUGUGCUUAUCUGAACAGAUCCCCACAGCCAUGCUUCAAAAAUUUAGACUCCACAUCAAUGUAAUGCCGUUGAAAUAGGAUGUCCACAUACUUUUGGCUAUAUUGUGUGUGUGUGUGUGUGUGUG